Messenger RNA from Colletotrichum tamarilloi, 2766 nucleotides. RefSeq lists its product as uncharacterized. NCBI's taxonomy places the organism in Eukaryota, Fungi, Ascomycota, Sordariomycetes, Glomerellales, Glomerellaceae. The record is from RefSeq and is a predicted model, not a curated record. The coding region runs from base 1 to 2766 and encodes 921 amino acids. The transcript has a single exon.
AUGUCUCGGCUCGCUCUUGGUCUCGUUGCCCUCGCCGGCCUCAUGGGCCCGGCCAGCGCGCAACGCUUCGACAACAGCACCAGCGAUAGCGCCACCGUCAAAUGGCUCGGCAGCACUCCCUCUUACACCGCCGGUACGACAUUCGGCCUGCCCUGGGCCCGCAGCAAGUACUUCCCCAACUCGACCGAGUUCUCCCUCUCAGGCGGCGGUUUGCUGCAGACCUGGGUGACGGCAUACUGGUCUGACGGCUCCAUCAAAUGGACCGGCCACGCGAUCCCCGAAUCCGACACGAUCCUGGACGAGUACACAGUCAGCGCAUCUUCGUCGUCCAACUCGACGACGCGCUUCUCUCGUGCCAGACGGCAGCAGUCUAGCGGCCUGACCGUCACCGACUCAUCUGAUGCCGUUAGUGUCGAUACUGGCAAGCUUGCCAUCACGUUCCCCAAAUCGGGUAAUGUCGUCGUUGGCGAGAUUAAGACUGCAUCUGGCAAGACUAUCGGCCAGAACGGAAAGCUGGUGCUGCACUCUCAGUCCGGCGUGGAGGACCAGGCGGAAUUGAAGGGCCAAUCUGCUAUCAACUACUUCAACUUCGAGAGCAACAUCGAAGAGGUCACUGUCAGCAAGGACAACACUGCUCGUGCCCUCGUCACCGUCCGUGGGAGGCACUCCGGCGACGGUAGCCACGAAGACUGGCUUCCCUUCAUCCUUCGCUUUUACCUCUACCAUAACUCCGAGGCCGUUCGCAUCGUACACACUGUCAUCUACGAUGGCAACGCCAAGGAAGACUUCAUCUCUGGACUUGGCAUCCGCUUCGAGGUUCCCCUCGAGGGCGAGGAACAGUACAACCGUCACGUCAGAAUCUCCGGCAUCGACGGAGGUCUCCUGAGUGAAGCCGUGCAGGGCAUCACCGGUCUCCGCAGAGACCCCGGCGUCGACAUCCGCAACGAUCAAUUCGAGGGCGUGGAGCUCGCCGAUCCUGCUACAUGGGACCAGAGAGUCACAACCAGACUCAAGUGGAUCCCUACUUGGAGCGACUUCAGCUUGACCCAGCUCUCUCCUGAUGGCUUCACGUUGAAGAAGCGCACCAAGGCUGGUCAGAGUUGGGUCAACAUCCCCGGCGGCACUCGCUCGGGCGGUCUGGCGUACCUCGGCGGUGCCACCAAAGGUGGUCUCGCCGUUGGCCUGCGCAACUUCUGGAAGCGUUACCCGACCGGCAUCGACAUCACCAACGCCGCCACGGACAAGGGUGAGAUUACAAUCUGGAUCUACAGCCCCUCGGCACCCGCUCUGGAUAUCCGCCCCUACCACGACGGUCUCGGCCAGGAGACCUACGCAGAGCAGCUCGAUGCUCUCGAAAUCACGUACGAAGACUACGAGCCCGGCUUCAACAACCCUUACGGCGUCGCCCGAACCAACGAAAUCUUCCUCUACGGCUUCGACCAGACCCCCAACCGUACGCUCCUUGCCGACUUGACCGACCACACCAACAACCCUCCCGUCCUCUUCGGCGAACCCGAAUAUCUCGCCGAAACCAAGGCUAUUGGUAACUACUGGGCACCUCCGGCCGAGUCACCCUCAGGCCUCGCCGCCGACAUCGAGAAGCACCUCGACUUUCUCUUCAAAUUCUACGAAGGUCAGGUCGAGCAGCGCAAGUGGUACGGCUUCUGGGACCACGGCGACUUCAUCCACGCCUACGACACGGACAGGCACCAGUGGCGCUAUGAUAUCGGCGGCUACGCCUGGGAUAACUCGGAGCUCUCCCCCGACCUCUUCUUCUGGAACUACUUCCUCCGUACCGGUCGCGAAGACGUCUUCCGCUUCGCCGAGGCCCAAGUUCGCCACACCGGCGAAGUCGAUGUCUACCAUCUCGGAAAGUACAAGGGUCUUGGAACCCGCCACGGCGUCCAGCACUGGGGCGAUAGCGCCAAGCAGGCACGUAUCUCGACGCCGCAGUACCGCAAGGUCUUCUUCUUCGUCACGGGCGGCGACGAGCGCACCGGCGAGCUGAUCGAGGAAAUCCUCGACACGGACAAGACCUACGGUGUCCUCGACCCCAACCGCAAGGUCCGCACUGACGGCUGGGUCCCGACUCCCAACUCCUCUGUCGCCGUUGGUCUUGGCACGGAUUGGUCCUCGCUUGCUGCCUCAUGGCUUCUUGAGUGGGAGCGCCGCGGCUCCCGCUGGGAAGAGGCUCGCACGAAGCUCACCAACACCGCCGCCAGCAUCGCCAAGCUCAAGAACGGCUUCGUCACAGGCUCUGGCCUCUACAACCUCGCCGACGGCACCCUCGGACCCCCGCCCGCGGACCCCAACAACAACGGCACCGUCGCCGUGUCCCAUCUGUCUGCCGUCUUCGGACUCAUGGAAGUCGUCGCCGAGUUCAUUGAGCAUGCUGGCGACGAUGUCCCUGCAGGUUUCGAACAGGCGUGGUACGACUACAGCUACUACUACAGUGCCAGCGCCGCCGAGCAGACGGCGCGGUACGGCAAGGGAUUCGGUAACACGAGUCUCAAGCAGGGUCACUCUCGUCUCACUGCGUACGCUGCCCACCGCACGAACAACGCGACUCUCGCGGCUCGUGCUUGGAAUGAGUUCUUCAACACUGAUGGUUUGAAACAAACUGCUCCUUGGAGUACUGUGCACUUCAACGGCAGUGACGUGUUGGCGCCAAUCGAUGAGGCGUCGUGGAUUUCUACGAACGAUGCUGCCUUAUAUGGGCUGGCAGCCAUUAUCGACUUGGCUCUUGUCGGCGAAUACCUUCAGUGA